AUGUCAUUAGCUCCACAAAUAAGGAGAAUGACAGAAGACCAACAAAACAAAAUUUAUAUUGAAUUUUUACAAACAAUUCAAAAAGUAAAAAUGUCUUAUAACUCUGAUCAAAUCCAACCACAAUUUGUUCGCCCAUUAUUUAAUGAUGUUACUUUGCAAUAUUCACAUAACAAUAUCAACUCAUACCCAACAUACCCAUUAAAUGUUCACCUACCAGUCACAUCACCUUCUACAAAUAGAAACAUGCCAACAUACUACCAACCUUACAUUACUGUGCCUCAUACUUCAUAUGUGUCAACUUUUACGGCAUCAACUUCUACUAGAGAUACCAAUAUGCAACACACUCCACAUACUGUAUCUUCUGCUCCUACUCGGGAACCACCCGUUACACCAACAAAUACAACAACUUCAGAGCUUAUUAACCCAUACUAUGGAAACUACUAUCCAGAAAAUACAAAUUGA
This is a messenger RNA of Macrosiphum euphorbiae (potato aphid), 462 nucleotides long. NCBI's taxonomy places the organism in Eukaryota, Metazoa, Arthropoda, Insecta, Hemiptera, Aphididae. The record is from the annotation of a GenBank genome assembly.